Molecule: messenger RNA, 3550 nt
Organism: Neocloeon triangulifer
Lineage: Eukaryota; Metazoa; Arthropoda; Insecta; Ephemeroptera; Baetidae
Exons: 12
Coding region: 223-3501 (1092 amino acids)
Biological process (GO): DNA transposition; protein deubiquitination
Molecular function (GO): cysteine-type deubiquitinase activity; transposase activity
Source: RefSeq, a predicted model, not a curated record
UUGGUUCCUAUUGAAAUAAUACAGGUGGAGGUAUUUGAGUGGUGUCGGAAGUUUGUAAUUGUUUGUGACGUCUCUUAUUGUCCUGUGAGCAACAACGAGAAAAUACUAUGGUGGAGAUUGCAGUGACUGGAUCAUUGUUGAUUCUCCAACGAAUUAGUGAAACAGAAGAAGGAAAUCGUGGUGAAUUUCAAUUUAACCUUGAAAGAAACAGCGUUCAAGAAAAUGGAUGGCAACAUUGUUGGAAUUGGUGGAUGCACAUCCAUAGAAUACCAUUGCAGAGCCAUCAUACAUCAUAAUGGUGGCCUGCAAAAUGGUCAUUAUGUGUGCCAGGGGUUGAAAGAUGAUGGAACUGUCAUUGUCUACAACGAUUCGAGCGUCUCUAAAUUUAAUUUGGAGAAAGGUGACUCCCAGACAAGUGACACUGCAUACAUAAUACUCUACGAAAGGAAAUCCACUCCUGACAGCCGGCAAAAUAGUGAUUUCUCAGCAUUUGUUCAACCUUUUUCGUCACCCACCAGUCGAAUAAUAAUAAGCAGUCCACGAACGCCUCUGCGAACACUACAAGUAACUGAUUCUGCAAACAACAGUGAAGAAACUAGGACAGGUAUGUCAAGCCCAAUGUUGGGUAGUCGAAAACACCACCAUCAAGAGGCUGAGCAAAGGACUCCGCAAAAGAAGGAAAGAGAGCGUGGAGGAGUAAAAAAUCCAGGGUCACCUUACUCGCCACCUCAUAAACAAGAAAGACGUGGGAGAACUCAAAGAAACCUGGCCCCACUGCCCAGACCUGAACAUGCACAAUCAGCUCAACGAGGAACGAGUCCCCCUGAUGUGAUUAAUGGCAAAUCUCGAUUGGCAACAUCGAGGUCAAGUAUCGGAUUAUUAACUGUGUCGAGCAUUUCACCAAGUCGUGGUCAAAUGACACAAAAAAGUACUUUGAGGACACACAAAACAAAAAUUGCUGCUCGUUCACAUAGUGUGCUCACCGAGCGCUUCGAUAACUCGCCCACACCAACAAAUUCACCAAUUGCAGGGAAUUUGUAUCAGCAGUCUCCAAGCCCAAGACGAAUUGGUUUUGAUUGUCAAACCUUCCAAAUGCAAGAAGUCUCACCUGAUUUGUUAACAACCAGCGAAUCAAUAAGCAGUCCUCGAACGCCGCUGCGACAACUACAGGAUGUAGAACCUUCUUUGAGUCAGAGUCAUUUGUCUGCCUGCUUGCCAGCAUCGUUUCAGAGCCAAAAUCCGAGCACGCCUUCUGAAUCUACGCAGUCUACAUGUCCUGCUGGUACUCCUCUAAUACACAUACAACAACCAAAACCUACUAAAAGUAGUCAGACUGCACCUUUGAAAGCCAAGAGAGUUUUGUACCAAAGGUUGGAUAACAAAAUCCUGAUCUCAUUAAAUAAAAAGAAAGAUAAAGAACUUAAACGAUUACGAAAACUGAAUAAGAAGCGGAGGCAAAGUAAAUUACAUCUUCAAGAAAGCUCCUUAGAAUAUUUGAAAAAUAGUUUGCCGCCCCGAGCCGUGGAGUUCAUCAAACGACAAAUUAAAUUGCAUAAGGCUAAGCCACAAGGUCGCCGGUAUGAGCAAGAAGAUUUGAUUCUCUCACUGGGUUUGAGAAAAGGAGGAAGAAAGGCCGAAGCUGCAUUUAAGGACAUGUUUAUCAUACCCUCAAAGAAAACGAUGUUCCGCUUUGUUCAGGGAUUGAACCUGCAGGCAGGCUUACAGGAAUUCAUAUUAGAUGGAGUAGAAGCCUUUGUUGAAACAUUGGAAGAUUCGAGGGACGCGUUUGCUGUUCUUAUCUGGGACGAGCUGAAAAUUGAUGAGUUUUUGGCUUGGAGCAACAAAUGGAAGAGGUUUAUUGGAUUUGAAGACUUUGGAUCUGAAAAACUACCAUCUAGAGCAGGAAAAGAAACGUCACAUGUUGUAUGUGACCAUGCUCUCAUAUUCUACGUUGUGUUAUUACGAAACAGAAAAGUCAAGUUUCCAGUGGCAUAUUAUUUUUGCAAAGACAUGACACCAUCUCAUAUAUUGGCUGACCUUAUUGAGGUCAAUGUACAGCGAGUACGCGCAAAAGGAAUAAAACUUGUAUUCGGCACUUGUGAUCAGGCACCUUGCAAUCUGAAAGCGCUGAAGAUAUUGAACACUUCAGUUGAGAAACCAUACUUUUUGCAAAAUGGACUGGAAUUUUUCUGCGCGCCGGACGCUGUCCACAUACUAAAAUGCCUCGUUAGUCUUUUUCGGAGGUACGAUGUGGAGCUAAGACCAGGUCAAUUUGCAAAGAUUGCGCACAUCGAGGAACUGCUGCGAGUAAAAAAAAAACUUGUUGGCACAACUCUAGCGCCGAAACUCACUGAGAAGCAUGUAUAUGCUAGGGAUAAACUAGCAAUGAAAUGCGCAUUGGCCUUUCAGUUAGUUAGCUCAUCCGUCAGUGCGGCUCUGAACACUUUACUUGCUAAAGGUCUUCUUCCGUCCGAUGCAAAAUAUACUAUAGAGUUUGUCGAGUUCAUGGACAAUUUGAUCGACAGUUUUAAUGGAAGUGAAUUUAGCGAUGUAAAGGUUUUGAAAGCCCGCCUCCAUAAGAAUUCAGCCCACUGGGAAUUCUGGCAAAAGGCCGAGCAGUACAUGUCUGGCUGGAGGUUUGUCAAAAAGGAUGGGUCAACUGUGUAUACUCCAUCUAUAGAGUCAACAAUAAGGUUAAUCAAAACCCUGCAAAAUUUUUAUCCGUUCCUGGAACGCCAUGGUUUUGAUUAUUUGCUGACCAGAAGAAUCCAGCAAGACCCGGUUGAGCAUUUCAAUGGAGAAAUGCGAGAGCAGGUGGGAGGUGGACGAGACCCCACUGCAAUGAAUUUUGCCACUUGUUUUGUCAGCGCAUUUCUCAGUCAGCUAAUGAUAAAUAGUGUACCAAAUAAGAAUCGCAACUGUGAAAACGAUGGACUGUCCUGCACUCCACUUGCCUCUUUUAUUUUCGAUUCUAUGUAUAAACAGUCUCAAAGAACCCGAUGUUCUCUUCCUAGUGGUGAUGAUAGUGAAGAAGACGAGGAGCAAUUAAUUGGUGAUGGUGAAGUUGAAUUCGAUUUGGACAGUUUACAAGAGCAGUGUGACUCCUACUACGCCGGAGUUUGUCUUCGAAAAAUUAACACCAAGUUAAAUUGCAAACCAUGUAUAGAAACAGCAACAUCAGAAGAGAUGCUGCCAAGUCAAAUUUAUGUAUCUUUUAAAGAGUACUCAAACACUGAAGAUAGGUUGUUUUAUGCUAGUGAUGAUUUUUCUACGUCAGUCUGCUCUAUGCUCCGAGGAACCUUAUGUCUACUUAAGAAAUCUGCACACAAAUCCAACAUAUUUCAAACUGUCAAAGAAGGUAUAUUUAACUCCACUAUACCAUUUUCCUUUGGCUGUGAGGAGCAUAGAGAAAUGUUUGCAAAUAUUCUAAACUCUUAUAUUAUUAAAUGUUCAGUAUAUUGGUAUGCAAAAAAAGUGAAUAGAAAAGAGAUAAAGAUAUAACAAAAAAUUCAUGCUUUUAUAUAUUUUGGUCACUCCAUCAAAUUCUUUG